AGCCGUGCCCGGGCGCGAGCGGCGGAGUCGUAUUCUGCAAAAGGCGGUUGGCUGACCCUCCGCCUUAACAGCUGUUCUCUAUGAAUCAGGAAGCGCGUCAGCGUGCGCGGAAAAGGGCGCGUAGAGCCCGAGCGGCCGUUCGCUUUCGGCGUCGGGGGAAAGCGGCCGAGAUGUCGGUGCCCACCGCGUGCGCUCUGUCUCGGCGAGGGCGGCAGGAGCUGCCGCCGCCGCCGCGAGGCAAGGCGAUGCGCGGAGACAGCCGGGAGAGCGAGGAAGACGAAGAACAGGCGGAGCCGCCCAGACGGGAUGGAGAAGAGGCGGCAGGGAACACCCAGUGCGAGCGGGACUCUCUGCCGCAGCUGGCGACCACGAAGUUGGACGGGAAAGAGGAGGAGAAGCAGGAACGGGAGCACUUCCGGAGAAUUAUCAAUGCCUUCCGUUACUAUGGAAUUAAUAUGCAUGAAAGAGUGACUCGUGCAGAGAGACAAUUUAGAACACUUCCAGCCAUGCAACAGAAAUUGUUACCUCAGUUUCUCCCUCAUCUUGACAAGAUUCGAAAAUGUGUUGACCACAAUCAAGGGAUCUUGCAGUCUAUUGUGAAUGACUGUACCCGAAUGUUUGAAAAUAGAGAAUAUGAUGGUGAUGGAAAUGGAAAGAUUACACCAGCUUCAACUUUUGACAUGGAUAAAUUAAAAUCCACUCUGAAACAAUUUGUAAGAGAUUGGAGUGAAACUGGGAAACCUGAGAGAGAUUCUUGCUAUCAGCCUAUCAUUAAUGAAAUUGUAAAGAACUUUCCAAAAGACAGAUGGGAUCUCUCAAGAGUAAAUGUCCUGGUCCCUGGUGCUGGGCUAGGUAGAUUGGCCUGGGAAAUAGCUAUGCUUGGUUACACUUGCCAAGGAAAUGAAUGGAGCCUCUUUAUGCUCUUUUCUUCUAAUUUUGUACUGAACAGAUGCUGUGAAACUAAUUCAUGUAAAUUAUAUCCCUGGAUUCAUCAGUUUAGCAAUAACAAGAGAUCUGCUGAUCAAAUACAGCCAAUUUAUUUCCCGGAUGUUGACCCUCACAGUCUUCCUCCUGGUGCCAACUUUUCUAUGACAGCAGGCGAUUUUCGAGAAAUCUACUCUGAGAGUAAUAUAUGGGAUUGCAUAGCAACCUGUUUCUUCAUAGACACGGCACACAAUGUCAUUGAUUACAUUGAUACAAUAUGGAAAAUACUUAAACCGGGAGGAAUAUGGAUCAAUUUAGGUCCUCUUCUUUAUCAUUUUGAAAAUUUAGCAAAUGAAUUAUCUAUUGAAUUGAGCUAUGAGGAUAUAAAAAAUGUAAUAUUACAAUAUGGAUUUCAUAUUGAGAUGGAGAAUGAAUCUGUUUUAACAACAUACACUGUGAAUGAAUUAUCUAUGAUGAAAUACUAUUAUGAAUGUGUUAUGUUUGUGGUUAGGAAACCAGAAAGCAGUAUCUGAAACAGACUGUCCAAAAAGAAUAUUGCUGGCAUUUUUGUUAACAAUGUUAGCAGAACAUGAAGUGGCCUGUAAGGGAUGACUGGACCCAGCCUCUUAUUAGCGGUGCCUUUUUAUUCCUAACAGAAUGUAACUCUUUUUAUUUUCUACACUCCUUAAUGAUAUCCAAACAUGCAUUUCUGCAUUAUUUAUAUUUGGGUUAUUAAUGUGGAAUUCAAAUAUUUAUGUAUCUGUUCUUUCCAUUUUAUUGAACUGGUAAUUUCGGAAAGAUUUAUAUUUUAAUACAUUAUUGACAUUCAUCAUUCUCUGUAAUAUACAGAAAUGGAUGCAUACAUUUGUAUGAAAGAAACACUACCGGAUACAAAACUGAACCCCCUCCCCACAGACAUAUUGUUUAGAAAACAAAUACAAAUCUCAGUUAAAGUAUUUUGAUCAGUAUUUUAGUGAUUUUUCUAAAAGGAUCCUCCCCCCCAAAAAAAUGCAAAUACUGCAAAAAGUAUCAUGUGAAUGUGGCUGUUUACAUCUCAAAGCUUUAGAAAAGGUAAGAAAACUUUUGUAAAAAAAAAAAAAAAACAGACCCUCACAUUUGUCCUCAUAUGAAUUUUAUAACAAAAUUGAUUGACACAGAGCUGCAAUCAAUAAUGUUGCUUUGGCUCAUACCAUGUUGAGCAUAUGGAUAAAUAGUUUGAAACACUGAUAUAUGGAAGCUGUUACUAUAAAUGUACUACUUGUCUAAAUGAGACUAGGUAGGUUUGUACAAGUCCCAAAAUGAAGAUCUGGAAGUAUUCCUAAAAGAUGUUUGGCAUUGAUUCAUACUGUCAUUGAAGGCAUUAUUUUUUCAUAGAACAAGUUCAUACAUGGUAAAACCAAAUUCUUUUAGGACAGCUCUGUUGGUAAUUUGCUGAACUGCCCCACGUUAUGAUAUACUGACACAAGUACAGAAACAAACUGGAUAAUUAUGUUUUGAGAAAUGUACUAUCAGUCCUAGAUCUCAUGGUUUAACUUACUGGAAUCUCUCAUAAUUUUGCACUAAUUGCCAUAUGAUUACUCUUUACUAGGCAUAACUUGAGCACUAGCUCUGUUCAGAUUCAGAUCACUCACUGCCAUGAAUUCUAGUUAUUAAAGUACAGUUUAUGCAAGAUUUCUUUAAAAUUAAUCCUAGGUAAAAUUUAUGGAAAUUAAUAUACCAUCUCAAAACAAAGAAGUUAGGCAUUCUUCCAUACUCUUAAUAUAUUGACUUAGCUUGCAAAUAUAGUCCAAAAUGCUUCCAGUGAAUUGAGCUAAGAAGAUAUAAUCUAGGGCACAUGACUGGCUUUUGAGAUACCAAAUAAUGCAAGAGAAUCAAGGUUUAUAUUUUCUUUUAUGCUACUAAGGCCUAGUUAACUAUUAUGUGUCCUUUUUCAAGUUGAAAGGUUAAAGAAUAAUUUUGCUUCCUGCUGUACUUGAACUAGAAAUAGAAUAUAUUGCUCUAUGAGCAACGCUGUUAGUUAUUUAAAUUCAUAGUGCAAAAAGUCAAAAUUAAAAUUUGCUUGUUUAAGUUCCUUGGCUCAUAUAAACUGCAGAAUAUGACACCUUUGUGCUUUUUUAAAAUUGAUCUUUUAGGGAAAACUGAAUUCCCAUAUUGGAGCAAGCUGUAGCCAUUCUGUUACCCCCAGUAACUCAUGUAGAUAUAUGUUCAAAGUUGCCUUUCAGUGCAAACUUAUCUGACAGUAAAUUCCAUUGAAGUCAGUGGGAUUGAUUUCUCAGUGGGUAUUGGAUUAUUCUAUUGAUAUUUUUCUCCUAUCUUUGCUAAAUGCAGGACACAACUACUGUGUCUACUUUUCAUCCUAGAAAAUGCUCUUUUACAACUUAAACUGUCUGAAACUACUUUGGAACUAAUGUAAUUUACGCAUCAGUGCUCAAAUAAUUUUUAUUGUACAUCAAGUGUCUUAAAUUCAUCAGAUUUAUUUACUUUUUACAUUUUUUGUUAAAAUUGCAAGUAUUAAUCCUUUAAGUCAUUAAAUUAACAUUUUCUUUCCAAUUUUUUCCGAUUCCCGAUUUGAACUCCAUUUUUCAUGUAAAGUAUUUGUGUGUAUACUUUGAAAUUCAGCAGUAACUAAUUUUUAAGGAAUAUAAAGAUUUUUCUUCUUCUACAUGUGUACAAUACUUUCAGAAUAAGGACAUGGCAAAGAUUACUGGAAAUUGAGAAUUAGGAUUUAUUUUCCAAUACUGAUAUGUAGAAUUCAUAUUCUGUAUCCUACAAUAGAACUAUCAUGGGUUAAUCUUUGUUAAUUCUUGUAUGUAUGUUUGCAUACUCUUUGUAUAUUUGCACACAAUAGAAAAUUAUCUAUUUUGAUCAAAGGAGGCUGGCAGUUGUGAUCAUUUUAUGAUCAUGUGUUGUAUAACAUUAAAAGGUACAUAUGCAGCCCCAUUAAAUGAAAGUAAAUUUAAAAA
Molecule: messenger RNA, 3887 nt
Organism: Pantherophis guttatus
Lineage: Eukaryota; Metazoa; Chordata; Lepidosauria; Squamata; Colubridae
Gene: CARNMT1
Product: carnosine N-methyltransferase 1
Biological process (GO): carnosine metabolic process
Cellular component (GO): cytosol; nucleus
Molecular function (GO): carnosine N-methyltransferase activity
Source: RefSeq, a predicted model, not a curated record